AAGUGACGAUCGCUGCGAACUUAAAGGCGAGGAGAGCACAUUUUCUCUGAUCUGGUCAUCUGAGCAUCCAGGACGAUGAGGUACUCGAAGAUCUGUAAGCACCAAGUUUGAGGACUCAUCCCGGUGCUGCUGCUCCAUGGUCCUUCCAUGCGCCUCAUGACGUUUGCGGUCGUCGCCGCUCUCUCCCUGGUAGCAGCAGCGACGGCGGCAGUGUCGUCGUCUGCCUCACCAUCGGCAUUCCUCACACCACUCGCCCAGAGAGGCGGCAUCACCGCUAAGCCGAAUGGACGCCUUCGGAUGCGCCAGCACCCUCUCCAUGCCGUCACGCAGCGAUUCACGCUUGAACGCGGCGCUGAGGCCUUCGAUGACAUAUCCGCAAUAGCGGUAAGGGAGGAGAUCUGCAGUGUAGCCUCUCUCUUUGAGUGUGUGUGUUGGUGUGUGUGUUUGUGUGUGUGUGCACAGAAACGCAUAAAGGGCAAGGUCGGCCCGCCUCCGACCGACGAGGAGCUUUUGCAGUGGUUGGCUGACACCGAGGCCAUCCUGAUCCAAAUCAUGCAGGGCAAGAGGUAAGUGCUGUGCGUCAGUAAUUUGUGCGCGCACGUGGGUCUGUCUCGUUGCUGCUUGCAGACCGCCUGGUUCAGACAGGGAUGCCGAGACUUUCGUAGUGGGGGUGUCUGCCUUCUGUGAGCAACUACUAGUUGCGUGUGUGCCUUGAUCGAUCUGCACAUACCAACAGAGGCCGGAUGGAUCCACUCAUUGUCUGUCUGCCUGCCUGCCUGCCAUCUCUCUCUGUGUGUGUGUCAUGCACGCGCCGCACGUGUGGUUUAGAUAUGAACUGUCUUAUCAAGUGUGGAAAGAGAGGUGACAGACAGACAGACAGACAGACAGACAGACAGAGACGGGAUGUGUGUGUGUGUGUUUCUCCAGAGUUGGAUUACUCGUUUAGACCGAAGGUCGCUGCAUUCGCAUGGGAUACCACGGACCCACUGGCGACAGCGAUCGAGAAUCGCCUCAAGCCGCGUGUUGAUUGAUGCCUG
Vitrella brassicaformis is the source of this 1037-nucleotide messenger RNA. NCBI's taxonomy places the organism in Eukaryota, Vitrellaceae. The record is from the annotation of a GenBank genome assembly.